Molecule: messenger RNA, 3113 nt
Organism: Nelumbo nucifera (sacred lotus)
Lineage: Eukaryota; Viridiplantae; Streptophyta; Magnoliopsida; Proteales; Nelumbonaceae
Product: Polynucleotidyl transferase, ribonuclease H-like superfamily protein
Biological process (GO): nucleobase-containing compound metabolic process
Molecular function (GO): 3'-5' exonuclease activity; nucleic acid binding
Source: RefSeq, a predicted model, not a curated record
AUGAUGAUAAUUUUAUUAGAUCAUAAAUAGGUUUGAGAUUGAAAGCUCAUACAACCCUUGGAGAGGCGCGAGUUGAAAUCCACAAUAUAACAAGGGAAAUUGGUGCAUGCUUCAAAUGGACAAGGAGAUCAGCCAAUGGUUUAGCUGACACGUUGGCUAAACAAGGGAUUGUGAGGGAGAGUAUGAUCUGGGCAGUUUUGUAAGAAUGAUUACUGGGGGCUCAACACCUACUUAGAAGUUGACAGCUGUACUUAAAUCUGGAAAGUUAUUUAAUGAAGUUACCGUUUCCAAUAAAAAAAGUUGCAGCCUCCCCCAACAAAUUACAAGGAAAAUAAAGAACAACACAAAUCACAAUUGAGCCCAGAAAAGGUCUUCCCUGUUUGUCCCUUGCUUGGCUAACACAUCUGCCAAAGCAUUUGCUGAUCUCCCCACCCACUGAAUAGAAGUAGAUAUAUUCUUUAUCAGUCAUUUGAACUUCUUGAUUUCAUUUGUGACGAGGCAAGAAAAAAAAUAAAUGUGUGAAUGUAUUCUGUUUUGUAUGUUUUUCUUGUAGUAGGAUCCCAAAUUGUUGUUUUAGGGUAGCUUUGUUGCCAGUUUGGAACCAAGGGAUAUUUUCGUCAUUUUAUAAGUUAGACUUUUGGUUGGGGGCGGUUGGGUGCAUAUCUGUUGGGUUUUGGUCUCUUGAGUCUUUUUGUAACAAAAGUUAUCUUUUGAGGGUUCAUUUGAAGUUUGUUUGUUCUUAAGGUUCAGUUUGGAAGGAGUAGAAAUGCAAAUACAUACAAAAUAAUACAAAAUAUAAGGCUUUGCACUCUACAUCUUUGCAUUUGUACUCCUUCAAAAUUGAGCCUAAGGAGUUGCUUGUGAGAGGGAAACAUUCUAGGGGCUUAUGUGUAAAUAUUUUAACUGGCUUGCUGGAGUGAGUCUUAUAAAAGAGAAGGGGGCUGUUUCUGUAGGGGUCUUUUUUGGUUCUUCCUCUCUUGUUUGAGCUGUAGCUCAGGCCCAACUAGGGUUUUCAAGCAUUGGGAGCUUGGGUUUUGAGGAGUCAACCCAUUUUGGCACCUUCCAAUCCCUCCAUUGCUGCGUGUCCACGCGGGAGGCCAGCUUGCUGCCAUUGUUAUUGUAGCGGAACUGUUCCAGGAGGAGUUUUACUUCAGGUUCAGGUUUUCCCUAGUUUCUAGCAUGGAAUCGGUGGAAAGAGUUGGGAGUGAGGAGAAAGAAGCUCAUCAAAUGUGGACCCUUUGCUUGCAUGCUUCCUCAGAUUUAUCCCGUGUUUCACCAGCUGUAUUUGUGUACCUUCUUAAAGAAUGUUAUGCCCAUGGUACAUGCAAGGCAACGAUGAAGUUUCAAGUUCUUCAGCAACAAGUCCACAAAAUGCUGCAUAAUGAUCCUUACCCUGGACCUGCCACUUUUGUUGUUCAAUGUCUCUAUGUCAUACCCUUACUAGGACCUCCAUAUACUGAAGGCUUCAGUCACCUGGUGGUAUCUGCUCUUCGGCGGUUGCAAAUUGGACAAUCCAUCCCAAUAGAUCUUUCUGAAGCAAAGAAUCUGGCAGCGCAGUUAUUUAUCAAUGUGGUUGCUGGCUUGAUCAUCCACGAGGACAGGAUCAUUGUAAAGCUGCUUGAAAAUUUUGAUGUUAGGUUGGAAGACAUUGCAAGAGUUAUAUGUGGUGGAUCAGAACUGAGUGGUGGUAGUUUGGACACAGCAAGGGCAUGUAUUGAACAAUACAUAUGUGGAUUGAUAAAAUCUAAAUCUUAUAUGACAGCUGUGAACCUCUCAGAACGCUUCUCCAUCUGCCAAUCUAGCCAAUGUUUUUUAGACUUGAUGCUGGAAGGCAACCAAUUCAAAGCAGCAGAAAAGUGGGCAGCAUUUAUGGGAAAGCCAAUGUUAUCUAUACUUGUCCAAAAAUAUAUUGACAUGAAAAUGCUAAAGAAUGCUUAUGAGAUUAUAAAGAAUAACAAUCUUCAGCAGGAAUUUCCACAUGUAUACCAUAUGUACAAAGAGAGUACACUAAAGAAGUUAGCGGAGAAAGGAUGUUGGGAUAUUGCCGAGACAAGGACUAACAAAGAUAUUCAACUUGUUCAAUACCUGGUGUAUUUGGCAAUGGAAGCGGGCUACUCAGAGAAGGUUGAUGAAUUAUGUGAGAGAUACUCCCUUCAAAGUCCUAUGAAAAAAGAUCUCGAAACAAUUUCUGUGCAGACUCAUUAUUUACAUCUUAAUGAGUUAACUUUGGAAGAUGUUAUAUGGGUUGAUGAAAUUGAUGGUUUGCUUAAUGCCACAUCCCAUAUUGAAGAAUGUAAAGUUGUUGGCAUUGAUUGUGAGUGGAAGCCUAAUUAUGAAAAGGGCAGCAAACCAAAUAAGGUCUCCAUCAUGCAAAUUGCUUCUGAAAAGAUGGUUUUCAUCAUUGAUCUAAUAAAGUUGUUCAAAGACGAUGCCAAAAUUUUAGAUCACUGCCUAAAGUGCAUUUUACAUUCACCAAACAUUUUGAAGCUUGGUUAUAAUUUUCAGUGUGAUAUAAAGCAGCUGGCUCAUUCCUACGAGGAGCUAGAGUGUUUCAAGCAUUAUGAAAUGCUAUUAGAUCUACAAAAUGUAUUCAAAGAACCUUGUGGUGGUUUAUCUGGGCUUGCCAAGAAAACAUUGGGGGCUGGUUUGAACAAAACAAGACGUAACAGCAAUUGGGAGCAACGGCCUUUGACUCAAAAUCAAUUAGAAUAUGCAGCUCUUGAUGCUGCUGUGCUUAUUCACAUAUUCCACCACGUCCUUGGUCAAUCUCAGCCAACAAGUGUCAAAGAGGGCCAGGUCAAAAACGAAUGGAAAUCCUAUAUAGUUUCCCACAUGGAUAACACAAAGAAGGCCAAGAAUACAUAUACAUAUAAAAAGAGAAAGGAAUUCAGAAGGAAGGACACGCCUUCUCAAUCCAAAUAAUGCCAGCUCACUUUUUUUCAUAGCCUUUGAUUUCUACAAUCUUCAUCUGUAUAUGUUCUUUAUUUAAUUAGUGAACAACCACAGUGAAUCUAUGUAAAUAUCCCUCGUUCCUAAACUGGAUCCAUUUUACUCGAGAAAAAAAGGGAAAAAAAAUCUGAUUUUGCAUUGCCUCUGGGAGCAAGGCUUGGCUG